Messenger RNA from Prunus mume (Japanese apricot), 2131 nucleotides. RefSeq names its product IQ-domain 5 (gene IQD5). Gene Ontology annotation, molecular function: protein binding. NCBI's taxonomy places the organism in Eukaryota, Viridiplantae, Streptophyta, Magnoliopsida, Rosales, Rosaceae. The record is from RefSeq and is a predicted model, not a curated record.
UUGGCUCACAAACUGGAGAGCUUUUGAAUGAAAGCAAAAUAAAAACUGUUGCUACAAAAGCUGAAUUUUGGUGAAAAAAUACUCCAAAAAGAGAAGUUUUGACUAAUUUGACCCAUUGAUAUAUCAAAGGUGAAUUGGGCUUCUUAAGAUCGUGAUAGGUGGAUCUGCAUGGUUUAAUUGCACAAUUCUUUAUAUUUGAUCUUUUGAAGUGUCCACGACAUGAGGAGGUUGCCUGGAGUUUUUGGUUGGUGUUCCUGGUAUAUUCAUGUUUACUGAAGUGACUGUUCUAUGGUAGCAGUAGUUCCUUGGUUGGAGGUCAGUACUGAUAGGUGUAUAUUUGGUUGAGCUAAAGUGACUGCACCAUGGGUGUCUCUGGAAAAUGGAUUAAGGCAUUGGUUGGCUUAAAGAAAUCAGAAAAGUCACAGUCUUCAGAGAGAGAUGAAAAUAGAACAGCUGGUAACAAGUUUCGGCACAGAAGAAAGAAUUCCAUUGAGAUUGACUCUAGAAUUCAAUGUGAGUUUGAUGCAGAUGCUCCUCCACCAGUUGGAGUUUCCAGUACUCAAUUAAACAUAGAUACUGUGGGUUCACCUUCUGGUUCACUUCAAGUACAUGAUGUACAAAGUGAGCGGAAUGUGAGAGAACAAUGGGCUGCCACACGCAUCCAAACAGCCUUUCGUGGGUUUCUGGCUAGAAGAGCUCUUCGAGCUUUAAAAGGAUUGGUAAGACUUCAAGCCCUAGUCAGAGGCCAUGCUGUGAGAAAACAAGCUGCAAUAACUCUUCGCUGUAUGCAAGCUUUAGUUAGAGUUCAAGCUCGAGUGCGAGCAAGGCGUGUUCGCAUUGCAUUGGAAAGUCAAACGGCUCAACAAAGACUUCAGCAACAACUUGCAAAUGAGGCUCAUGUUCGAGAAAUAGAAGAAGGAUGGUGUGACAGUGUAGGAUCUGUUCAAGAAAUUCAAGCCAAGCUCUUGAAGAGGCAGGAGGCUGCAGCUAAGCGUGAGAGAGCCAUGGCAUAUGCUCUAGCUCAUCAGUGGCAAGCUGGAUCAAGACAGCAGCCAGUUCCCUCUGGGUUCGAACCAGAUAAAAGCAGCUGGGGUUGGAACUGGUUGGAAAGAUGGAUGGCUGUCCGUCCCUGGGAGAACCGCUUUCUAGAUAUUAAUCUUAGGGAUGGAGUAAUGGUGCAUGAGAAUGAAUCCGCUGAGGGUAAGAAUGGCAGUAUAUCCCAGUUAAAAUCUGCUGGCAAGAGGCCCAUUUCUUCAAAUAUUCAAUCAAAUCUUUCAAGUCAAAAGGUUGGUCCCUUUAAUUCCGAUGGCUGUGAUUCUUCACCUAGUAAGUCAGCAGGCUUGUUGGAAGCAUCCACUACCCAAAUGGGCAAGCCAAAGCCCAAGCCAUAUUUGGAAGAUCCAGUUGAAGAAGGAAAUUCAAAACCUGGUAUUACUUCAAGAUCCCAUAGUAAUCCAAAAGAGAGAUCCACAGAAUCAGAUAAACAAGCAAAGAAACGGCUGUCUCUGCCUAACAGCGGGGGAGGUCUUGGUUCCCAAACUUCCAGACAUCCUAUUAGAUCUAAUGUCAGAGGGACGCCCGGUUCUCAGAAGCCCAUCAAGACUAGAUCAAAACCCAGUGGAAGAGGGGACUCAAAUCCCACAAAAUCAGUCUCACAAGCUGUUGAUGCUUAAAACUUAAAUGUUCCACGGAAAAUAACUUUCAUGGCAUUUCCUGUCGAGGUGCUUCUUGUUUUAAAUCUGUACAUAUGGAGCUACAUUGUGAGGCUGCAACUAUUUUGCUUUUGUUACGGUCAAAUCAUUUCAAAGUGGUUUCACUGCACCGGUGUCAAAGAUGGCUCAUUUUGUGAUUGUUGGAAGGAAUAAGACUAGCGGGAUCGGUGUGUGAAUUGGUUGUAAUCAGCUGUGUUUAGUGUUGUUAAUUAUGUUAGCAUAUCGGUGUUUACUAUUUAAAUGUACAAUUUUCAUAGUAGUUGGCGUUGACAAUUUUCAUUAGAUCUGUGUAAUAUGGUUUUGCCAAUAAUGGAUCUGGGAAUUGGGGUGAAUAUAAUGUAAGUGGAAACCUGUAGUCAUCAUCACUGCAAAUAUUUAGUAGAACAAUCUGGGAAAUGGCUGCCUGAAACUUCUGUGCA